This is a messenger RNA of Paramecium sonneborni, 279 nucleotides long. NCBI's taxonomy places the organism in Eukaryota, Ciliophora, Oligohymenophorea, Peniculida, Parameciidae. The record is from the annotation of a GenBank genome assembly.
AUGUCUACAGAAUAAUAAUAAUAUGAACGUGUGAAGGGAAUGCUUUAAAAAUUGAUUAGCCCUUAAAACUAAGUUACUGAUAAAGAAGUUGAAAGUUUUAUUAAAUAAGUUUUGAAUGCUCAUAAUAAAGACUUAGAAGAAAUAUAUUCACUUGUAAUAUAAAAAAAUAAAAAUUAGGUUUUGGCAGAUUUGAAACAAUAAUUUCAUUCUGAGAAAAAGUAAUUAGAAAAUUACAGAGAUAGAGCAGAGAAAAUAAAUACAUAACUUUAAUAACUUUGA